Messenger RNA from Neoarius graeffei (lesser salmon catfish), 3810 nucleotides. RefSeq names its product ATG9 autophagy related 9 homolog A (S. cerevisiae) (gene atg9a). Gene Ontology annotation, cellular component: phagophore assembly site; autophagosome. The record is from RefSeq and is a predicted model, not a curated record. The transcript has 16 exons. Gene Ontology annotation, biological process: autophagy of mitochondrion; protein localization to phagophore assembly site. Lineage: Eukaryota; Metazoa; Chordata; Actinopteri; Siluriformes; Ariidae. The coding region runs from base 265 to 2757 and encodes 830 amino acids.
GGUCAGAGCUCAGAGAGAGGGCGAGGUACGUUGCGGCCGCGGUUGUUAGAAAUGAAACUAAAAUUACAUGACCGAAAAAGAAACUAAAUACUCAGUAAACACUACAGGAAGAGUGACAUUCUCGGGCAGGGGAAAGAGCCGAGUUACUAAAGACUGAAGAUGAUGAUGGAGGAAUUAAUGCAGCUGUCCUCCAUGUAGCUACUUGAUUACCAGUAAAAUAGGUGGGAUGGUGCGUGAGCGGUGUGUGUAGCAGGAGACGGCAGCAUGGCCCACUUCGAUACAGAGUACCAGCGCCUGGAGGCGUCCUAUAACGACUCUCCUCCAGGAGAGGAGAAUCUGUUGGUUCAUGUACCAGAGGGCUCGAAAUCUCACUGGCACCACAUCGAAAACCUGGACCUCUUCUUCCAAAGAGUCUAUAAUCUUCAUCAGAAGAACGGAUUCACUUGUAUGCUUCUGGGGGAAAUCUUUGAGCUGGUGCAACUCGUCUUUGUGGUUACGUUCACUGUUUUUCUGGCCAACUGCGUGGACUACGACAUCCUGUUUGCCAACAAGUUUGUCAAUCAUACCGACUCGUCCAAGGUGACGCUUCCUGAUGCGUUUCUUCCCGUGGAUGUGUGUCAUGCUCGGAUUCGUGAUAACAUCCUGGUUAUUUUCAUUCUGGUGAUAUCUGGGGUGUUCUGGCUUCAUCGUUUGGUCAAAUUUAUCUACAACGUCUGCUGCUACUGGGAGAUCCGCUCUUUCUACAUCAACGCUCUGAAAAUGUCAAUGGCGGAUCUUCCUUAUUUCACCUGGCAAGAGGUGCAGGCACGGAUCAUCGAGAUCCAAAAAGAGCAUCAGAUCUGCAUCCACAAAAAGGAGCUCACCGAGCUGGACAUCUACCACCGCAUCCUGCGCUUUAAGAACUACAUGGUGGCGAUGGUGAACAAGUCCCUGCUGCCCAUCCGUUUCCGUUUACCUCUGCUGGGCGAUUGCGUCUUCUACACGCGCGGCCUCAAGUACAACUUCGAGCUGAUCUUCUUCUGGGGUCCUGGGUCUCUCUUCGAGAACGAGUGGAGUCUUAAAUCCGAGUACAAGCGCGGAGGAAACCGGCUGGACUUGGCUGAUCGCCUGAGCUCCAGGAUCUUGUGGAUCGGCAUUGCCAACCUGCUCCUGUGCCCCGUCAUUCUCAUCUUGCAGAUCCUGUACGCGUUCUUCAGCUACACGGAGGUCAUUAAACGCGAGCCUGGUAGCCUUGGGGCUCGCUGCUGGUCCCUGUACGGCCGCUGCUACCUGCGCCAUUUCAACGAGCUUGAUCACGAGCUCAUGUCUCGCCUCAGCAAAGGCUACAAAGCCUCGUCCAAGUACAUGAACUGUUUCAUGUCACCUCUGUUGACAGUAGUGGCCAAGAAUGUAGCUUUCUUCGCCGGGUCCAUAUUAGCCGUACUCAUCGCUCUGACCAUCUACGACGAAGACGUGCUGGCUGUAGAACACGUUCUCAGCAGCGUCACGCUCCUCGGGGUUUGCAUUACAGUCUGCAGGUCAUUUAUUCCCGACAAGCACAUGGUGUUUUGCCCAGAACAGCUGCUCAAAGUGAUCCUGGCACACAUACACUACAUGCCAGACCACUGGCAAGGCAACGCCCACCGUUACGAGACCAGAGACGAGUUUGCUCAACUUUUCCAGUAUAAAGCUGUGUUCAUCCUAGAGGAGCUGCUCAGUCCCGUCAUCACACCCUUCAUCCUGAUUUUCUGCCUGCGCCGCAAAUCUCUGGAGAUCAUCGAUUUCUUCCGGAAUUUCACCGUUGAGGUGGUGGGCGUCGGAGACACCUGUUCUUUCGCUCAGAUGGACGUCCGACAACACGGCCAUCCAGCGUGGAUGUCUGCGGGGAAGACAGAGGCCUCGAUCUACCAGCAGGCAGAGGACGGGAAGACCGAGCUGUCCCUCAUGCACUUCGCUAUCACUAAUCCUCAGUGGCAGCCUCCACGAGAGAGCACGCAUUUUAUCAGCCAGCUGAAAGAGAAGGUGCACCGCGAGGCCACUGGGGGGCAGCAGGGGAACACGGCGGAGAACCUCGCUUCUGCUCAUUCACUGCAGUCCGAGUCUGAGCCUCGUAGUCUCAUCGCUAACCUCCUGGCCGGACCGCCGUCCUUGGCCUCGCUGCACUUGGGUCGAGACGGCUCCAUUAUCAACCACUUGUCGAUGGGAGUGAGUGAGGGUGCGUCAGCCUUGCGCUCCCUCUCCCCCCUCAGCACUAGCCUGCACCUGAGGGCCAGCUACCCUUCCACCAGGCCGCUCCGCCCGGACCACCCUGCUGUGGCAGCAGGAAGAGCCAUGGCAGGCUCCGGGACUGAUGCUCGCACUGUCAGCUCAGGUAGCAGUGCUUGGGAAGGUCAGCUGACCAGCUUGGUCCUAUCAGAAUACGCCUCCACAGAGAUGAGUAUUCACGCCCUGUAUAUGCACGAGAUGCACAAGCAGCAGUCCCGUGUCGAGAUCUCACGCCACACGUGGCACAGGCAGGAGAGCGACGAAAGCAGCGAGAGCGUCCAUGAUUACACGGAGGCGACGCGCAACCUGCCCCGCUCCAACACUUUCCCCUGCAACACCACUCCCAACCAGCAGGGGGCCACAGUCCAGAGCAGCGUCAGUCAGUACGUGGGAACUACAGCCUCUCGGGUCCAGCGCACGGCCCGGAUGCCGAUGGGAGGCUGGGAGGAGGAGCCUGUCGCAGAGGAGGGGUCUGAAGAUGAACUACCACCACAUGUUCAUAAGGUGACAUAAUGAAGAACCUCCCAGACCUUCAGCUUAACAGAUGGGGGGAGGAAAAAAAAAACAACAAACCACUGAAGACUGGAAAAUGUAUUUAUCCACCUUUUGAAAGCACUGACGUUUAAAACGGCUCGCCACUGUAAAUUACGACAUGUACAAAUAACUUCAGGAUGAAUCUGUGGGUAAAUAAUUAUCAUAAUCAUAGUCAUUAUCAUCAGAUAAAUCGCACAUUUUGAAUUACUUGUAAUUAAUUACCGGGACCUUAAGUUUAGGAUACAUUUUAAUUGUUUUAGCUAGGUGAAGUGUGCGAGGAAGCGUGGAGUAUCAUUUUUUUCUUUUCUUUUAGUGUUCAAAUUAUGCAAAUAGAGAUGCACAUUGAUGAUGAUAUCACUCUUAAAACUGAUAUCCAUUCCGUAAUUUUUCUGUUUGUUUGAUGAUUAAAAUCCAGAGGAAAAACUUGAGCAUUUCUUUUCCAGCCAGAUGCAGGUUAUUUAUCAAAGCAUGGCUCUGGCAAACCACAAAACAAAACAUGUACACCGAGACUUGCAUGUUCUUUACUCUCUCUAAAGUUUGCACACAUGAGAAUGCACUUUAGCUUCUUAUCAAAUCCAAAGGAUCUUUUUAGCAUUUGGAUGUUUUUUUUUUUUCUUCUCCCUCUAUACAUACAUUUAAUUUUGUGCCACAUUGUAUGUACAGUAUGUAAGAACUCCAACGAGGGUUUAAGAUUAUGAUCAGUGAGGGAACUGGUGCUUGAGUACAUCAUAAAAUGGACAGUGAAGCUUUGCAACUCAUUGCCAUAGGAAAUGUUGUUUUUUUUUUUUUCUUCUUUUUUCGUCGUGUACAGACAAGCUGUAUGUGUGCUUUACGUUUAAAAAAAAACACUUCAGAAAUGCAGUUGAUGCAUGAACAUGUUAAAUCAUUUUAUCAGGUGUGAACUAACUUAUGAGAUACGUAUACGUGUACAUCUUGGCAUAUUUUAUAGACUUGAGUUGUAAUAAUGUAAAUUUGUACAGUAUUGCUGUAAAUUCACUUCAAGAACGUGAUCAAUAAUUUGUGCAUUCAAAA